Hydatigera taeniaeformis is the source of this 1176-nucleotide messenger RNA. The record is from the annotation of a GenBank genome assembly. NCBI's taxonomy places the organism in Eukaryota, Metazoa, Platyhelminthes, Cestoda, Cyclophyllidea, Taeniidae.
AUGCGCGAUUCUGUCUCCUUAGCUGUUUUGCUUUUGCUACCUGAACUAGUUUUGAGCCAAAACCUCUAUGAGUACCUCGAAAUCUCAAGCUCAGCAACUGAGAGUCAAAUAAAAAAAGCUUAUCGUCAUCUUGCAAAGCAAUACCAUCCGGACAAAAACAAAGACCCAGAAACUGAAACAAAAUUUAAACAAAUCACGUUUGCUUACGAGUGCUUAUCCGAUCCGGUAAAAAGGCGUCGGUACGACUCUGGUCAAGGAAUCAAAGCGUGCGAAGGCGACGGUGGUGGCGAUAAUUUUGGCGACUUUGGGUUUUCUAACAUCUUCAGUACAAUGUUUGGUGGCGGGUCCGAUAUGCGUCACGGUGAAGACAAACUUCGUGGUGCGGAUAUCAUCGUUGACCUUCCGGUUUCUCUUGAAGAACUUUACAAUGGAGAGUUUGUUGAAAUCGUUCGUUCAAGGCCUGUUAAAAAAUCUAAACCGGGCACACGGGAGUGCAAUUGCAGAAUGGAAAUGAAGACUCAGUAUUUGGGUCCCGGUCGCUUCCAGAUGCUGCAGCAGAGGGUUUGCAACCAAUGUCCCGACUUUGAGUUCGUCACUGAAGAUCGCCAAAUUGAGGUGGAGAUCGAACCUGGGGCUCCUGAUGGCCAUGUUUAUUCCUUUCCGGAUGAAGGUGAACCACACACCGAUGGGGACAGUGGGGACCUGAAGUUUGUCAUUAGACAGCGAAAACAUCCUGUAUUCCAUCGCCGGGGCGAUGACCUCUAUACAAAUGUGACAAUCGGUCUUACCGAUGCGUUGGUGGGAUUUGUAUUUGAGCUCACGCAUUUGGAUGGACACAAGGUGUUGCUAAAGCAAAAUCAAGUGAUAUGGCCUGGAGCAAUAAUGCGAGUACCGAACGAAGGCAUGCCAAAAUACGAUGACAAUGCCAAGAGGGGGAACCUCAUAGUUACUUUUGAUGUCGUCUUCCCUCGUAACCGACAGCUCACAACUAAUGAAGCAGAAGCAAUCAAAAGCAUUUUUAAUGAGGGCACAAAAGCUUCGGAGAAGUCUGUCAUAUUUGGUGUUCCCACUAAGAGACCUGAGGGCCUCAGCGAGGGGCACACCAGUCCCAUUGUCUACAAUGGUCUCCUAUCGAAGAGCGCUGCCGAAAAACAUCUGCCCAACACUUUGGCGUAG